Messenger RNA from Dermacentor silvarum, 2543 nucleotides. Its product is annotated as mucin-2-like. The transcript has 4 exons. Gene Ontology annotation, molecular function: serine-type endopeptidase activity. The record is from RefSeq and is a predicted model, not a curated record. Bases 1080 to 2543 code for a protein of 487 amino acids. Lineage: Eukaryota; Metazoa; Arthropoda; Arachnida; Ixodida; Ixodidae. Gene Ontology annotation, biological process: proteolysis.
CCGAUACAAGCUCUUGCACGCAGUGCGUGACGACGUUUCCCUGAAACAAUGUAUCCCGGUGUUUUUCAGCGACGUGAUGGAAAUUCGAUGGACAGCGCUAGUCAUCACCAGUGCCUGUCUGUGUAUCAGCGGAGCCUUGGUCUCAGCGGCUUCUGCCAAGUACUACACUUCAGUCACACCCUGGAAACAAUGGACUAUUGGGAGGAGGCCAUGCGAAGGCGUGCAAGGCGAAACUGGGCUUUGCAUGUUCAACUGGGAAUGCAUCCGCCAGGAAGGCACCAUGCUGUCCGCCUGCAUGGACGGCUUUCUACUGGGCGCCUGUUGCAAGCUUCCUGACGAAGCAAACGUCACCACGGCUGCCUGGACUGAGGCGAGCACGUACACGACCGAGGACUUAUCCAAAGUCAACAGCGUCGUCACUGUGGACGCCAGUUCUCUGCCGUCUACAUCUGACACGCACCCCGAAGCAUCGCGCCUUCCUCCCAGCACGACGACGACGACGACGACAACGACGACCGAAGCACCCACGACAGUCAAUGUGAGACCAACGACGGUGUUUUCAAGACCCAGGCCUACGACGUUGUGGCCUGUGCUGAGGCUGCCCACAACGCUGAAACGGCCGGUCGUCGUGCGUCCGACGCAACCACCGCAGGCGACGACCUUGACUAAUCACCACAAGCCACCGGGCCUCACUGCACCGGCCGUGACCUCAUGGAUGACGACACGGCCCAACGUACUAUUCACACCGACCAAGUUAGCCAUGCGCCCUUCGCCGUUCGUCCCUUCAACUAUGUACGUGCAGCGACCCUCACUGCAAGCUGUACUGGCGAGCACGCCUAUAGGGAUGCUUAGUUCUUUGAUAACAAGACCUUUCCUUCGGCCAGUCACGAUGGCCAUGAAAAUGCGCCCGACGAUGGCCACAUUAAAACCGGCCAAGAAAACUACACUGAUGACCACGCAGUCCGACGCAGCGACCUACGCCAACGCUAGAGAACACAUCUACCACGGCACAGACAACAUAUUCGCGACCUACGCCAACGAAAAAGUACGUAACAGGGACAGGGACGCCAUCCCAAACUAUGACUGCGUACGAUUCUCCGAGCGCAGCCCCGUCGCAGACAACGCCUGCACAAAAGUAUGUGUCUACCACUGAAUCCAUGUUGCAAACUACUUCGACGCAUGAAUACGAGUCUCCGACUGCAAUUCUGGCGCAGUCUACCACUCCGCAAAAGUACGGUUCAUCGUCAACUCACUAUCCGUUAUCUCAGUCCUCGUUUCACACAGUGCCAUCCACCAUCGGGGGAUUCGCAUCCCAUGCUGUCAGCAGGCUUCCACCAUCAACACUGAAUGACCUUUCGGAUCUGGAUGUCGAGGUAAAGACUCCUGUGUAUCACACGACCCUGGGUAUACUUCUACCCAAUGAAGGCGGAAACGCGCACACAACACAUCACCCCGAGUUCGUCGAUCUAACGGAGACGACCACAGCGCAACCACCACCGACGAACGUGAUGGAGUACACUUUGGACUUCAACGUCGAAGAUCGACCGACAGUGACCGAGCACGUGUAUGGCACCGCGACUGGCCCGACGUCAUUCGGAGAGGUCACGGACGUCACCGUUUCUAACGUCGCUUCGGCGAUCGCAUCGUCUUCGACAGAGCCGUUCUCUACGCCGCGGCCGUCCACGACGACCAAGAAGCUCAAAACGCGCUCACCGACGAUGACCCAAACAAAGGCUCGACCGUCGACGGCAGCCUCCAAACCCAUCCCGACCAAGCCUCGCCCGCCAUCAUCCCCGACGACAAUUUCCAACGACAUACAGCACGUGACCUAUCCUUCAAAGGCGACGCUGUGGCCGUCGACCGUCUUCAAAAUGCCGCUUAGGACAACACUCGGCACCAGGCCUGCGCAAAGCACUCUGUUUACGAGCACCGCCACUGUGCCUGUGUCGACCGAUCCGGUUCAUCUGACCUCGACCACGCCUCAAACGACGUCCACGCUGCCCAAGCGCACAAAGAAGCCCACGAAGUCUACGACGACGAUGGUGGUGAGUGGGCCGAUACCGGUAAAGACGACAAUGUCGAUGACAACCGCGACGAAGCCAAAAAGCACGCCGAAGCCCACGAAGCCAGUUCUCGCCAUGCCGUCUCGUCCCGCGAAGCCCACAAAGACGCCGCUGCCCAGCAAGUCCCCGACAAAGAAGAGUACCCCGAAGCCGCCGUCAAAGAUACCACCGCCGUUAAGCACGUUCACGCAUGCCUCAACAACAAGCGUGAAGCCGACAAUGGAGCCCGUCGUUAACGGCACGGGUCUGCCGACAGCAACGAGCAGUCAGCAGUGGGACUACCGUAAACACUGCGGAGUCAGGCCGUUACAUCCCCAGGGCCGGAUCGUCGGCGGAAGGAACUCGUUCAUCGGUGAAUGGCCGUGGCAAGUGCUCGUGAAGGAAGCUACGUGGCUUGGCCUGUUCAUAAAGAAUAAGUGUGGCGGCGUGUUGAUCAGCGACAAGUACGCACUGACUGCAGCCCACUGCCAGCCGGGGUGA